GAAAUGGGGAAAGUAGAUGAGAGGGAGAAGGAAAACUGAAGGAGUCAGGAGAAGAGAGGAGAGCAGAGGGAAAAGAGAGAGCAAAAAAAAAAAAGAAAAAAAGAGAGAGAGCAAAAGGAGAGGACAGCUCAGCAAAUAAGCUCAGUAGCGUUCCUCUCACGGCUGCAGUGAUCCGGGCUGGGAGGGGAAGAACAAAACAUAUACCCAUUUUGAAUUGUUUUUCCCCGCGUUGUGAAGAAACCCGAGGACCCCCUGGAGAGGGAAGGGAACAAGAAGAGAGCCUAAAUCAGAGAGCUUCUGCAGCUUCCACGUGUCCUGCAGGGGAAGAUGGAUUCAGACUCCGGAGAGCAGAGUGACGGAGACCUCUCUCCAGGGCAGGAGAGCUUCAACUCUCGCUCCCUGGCCCUGCAGGCCCAGAAGAAGAUCCUGAGUAAGAUGGCGACCAUGGUGGUGGCCAACAUGCUGACCGACGACACGAGCAGCGAGAUCUUGGAUGAGCUCUACAAGGCGAGCCGGGAGUUCACCAAGAGCAAGAAGGAGGCCCACAAGAUCAUCAAGGACGUGAUCAAGAUCGCCCUGAAGAUCGGCAUCUUGUACCGCAACCACCAGUUCAGCCCCGACGAGCUGGACACAGUGGAGCGCUUCAAAAAGAAGAUGAACCAGGCGGCCAUGACGGCGGUGUCGUUCUACGAGGUGGAGUACACCUUUGACAGGAAUAUCCUGUCGGAGCUCCUGCUGGAGUGCAGGGACCUGCUUCACGCCCUGGUCGAGCAGCACCUGACCGCGCGCUCGCACGCGCGCAUCGACCACGCUUUCAACCAUUUUGCCCACGGCGACUUCCUGGCCGAGCUGUACGGGGACGGAGAGGAGUACAGACUCUCCCUGAGGAAGAUCUGCAAUGGCAUCAACAAACUGCUGGACGAAGGAACGCUUUAACCCCCUCACCCCUGACCGCUUUCACCUCCAGCUCUUGUUCCUCUUGCUCGUCUUCUCGCUGGUCUCUCCUGCCUCCUCCUGUUUCCUUUCCACUUGCUCACCCGUGACCGCUCACAUCCUCUACUGUCCUUUUUUUUUUUUUUUUUUGCUCUUGUCUUCCUGUUUGUGCUUCUGCAUCAAUUUCAGUGGAGCUUGUUGUAACAUCCUGAUGCAGUUGGGCGACGCGGGAAUCUUUUUUUUUUUCCAUGACUGUCUUUGCACUCAGUGACUCAUUGCUGCACACUGGGACAACCUGUUUCAAGCUGUACGCGUUACAUGUCAUUCUCUUUGUUCGCAAAAGUGUACUGUACCAAUGGCCAAAAAAUAUACGUUAGGUAUACUGUAUUUGGAUAUGGAAGAUAAUCAGUAGUAGUGAUCUGUGUGUCGCUCUCUGUGUGUGUGUGUGUGUGUGUGUGUGUGUGUGUGUGUGUGUGUGUGUGUGUGUGUGUGUGUGUGCGUGCGUGCGUGCGUGCGUGCUCAAAUAAUGUGUUUGUACAUAAGAACAACUAUGACAUGGUGUGUGUAGUAUGUGUCAGUCCUACGUGUCAGUCUUCUCUACAAGGGUAUAACACUUGACUUUUAUUAAAGAUUUCUUGUAAACA
Scophthalmus maximus (turbot) is the source of this 1577-nucleotide messenger RNA. RefSeq names its product tumor necrosis factor, alpha-induced protein 8-like 3 (gene tnfaip8l3). Gene Ontology annotation, cellular component: cytoplasm. The record is from RefSeq and is a predicted model, not a curated record. Gene Ontology annotation, biological process: regulation of apoptotic process. Bases 328 to 936 code for a protein of 202 amino acids. The transcript is spliced from 2 exons. Lineage: Eukaryota; Metazoa; Chordata; Actinopteri; Pleuronectiformes; Scophthalmidae.